AUGGAACUAGGGCGUAUGUCUAAUGAUCCUGUAGAGAUGGAAAGUAAGAUUCGCGUGAGAGAUGACUAUAAUAGCUAUUCUUAUGAUCCUAAGGCAAGUAAAUGGGAACUGAAGGAACUGUUCUAUGCUAAAAAAUGGGAACAAGGUUGUGUCGUUGACAAUGUAUUGUACUAUUACGAUGUCGACAAGAACAAGUUGAGAGCGUAUGAUCCAAAGAAAAGGUGGUGGACAGUAGUGAAUGGUGUGGAAGAAUUGUUGUCUAAGACGAAUGGUUCAUGGGAUACGUACACAGUGAGUUACGAUGAGAAACUGGCUCUCUUUCUUCAGGACAGGAAAAUAUUUGGUGUGUGGAGAUUGCUUUGGAAACACGCAACGAAAAGGAGAUUUGGUGUAAAGUGCAAUGGUUUGAUGAUGGGAUUAUUUGGACUUGUUCUUUGA
Eruca vesicaria subsp. sativa (arugula) is the source of this 438-nucleotide messenger RNA. NCBI's taxonomy places the organism in Eukaryota, Viridiplantae, Streptophyta, Magnoliopsida, Brassicales, Brassicaceae. The record is from the annotation of a GenBank genome assembly.